CAGUGGAUUAUGGGAUGUGAGAGUUUUCCCCCGUUCCUAUCCGGAAAAGCUGAGAGGAGUCUUUUGUGUGUUUGUUGUGCUCCUGGGGAGGGGAAUGGUUGGAGCUGCUGGAGGAGGAAGCAGCAAGGGAGGCCGUACGAGCUGAUCUCAGAUGGCGCUGGACCUCGGCAAGAGAUUACUGGAGGCGGCACGCUGUGGAGAAGAUAAUGAAAUAAGACUGUUAAUGCAAAAUGGCGCCCCUUUCACUACAGACUGGCUGGGAACAUCCCCUCUACACCUGGCCGCACAGUACGGGCACUAUUCCACAGUUAAAGUGCUCCUGCAGGCUGGCAUUAGCAGAGAUGCCCGCACUAAGGUGGAUAGGACCCCGCUGCAUAUGGCGGCAGCAGACGGACACACUCCUAUAGUAGAUCUGCUCAUUAAGAAUGGUGCCAAUGUCAAUGCCAGGGACAUGCUAGAGAUGACGGCGUUGCACUGGGCCUCCGAGCACAAUCACCACGACGUGGUUCACUUACUGAUCAAGUCCGGGGCGGACGUGAACUCUUACAACAAAUUCGGCAAGACUCCCAUCGACAUUGCGCUGGACAAGAACAACCACGAGCUGCUGGUUACCAUGCAGGAGGCUCUGCAGGGCAAGCCCCGAACAAGGAGACCCAAUGUCAUCUCUGUAUCUUCCCCGCAGUAUAUCUUGGCUCCCGUGGCAAAUGUGAAAUCCUCUCACGGUCAAGGUGCUGAAGUUGUGACGUUGGACCCCUCGGUGCAGCAGAUGGUACAAAAUGGAGGUCAGAGAGUGAUAACAAUCGUAACGGACGGCAUUCAGCUGGGCAGCCUCCAAGGGCAACUUUCUGUGGGAAGCCUCUGCAGUGCUCCUCUAGUAACCAUCCAGAACGGAGCGGAAGGUAGCCUCCCAAAUGCCCAUUCCCUGGCUGUAGAGGUGGCUGAAGAGCAAGUUGUAGAAGAGACCGUGGUGGUGGAAGUGUCGCCGCCUUCUCCUCCUGCCAAAAAGUACCGAGUUACGUCGGUUGCUACAGAGGAAGGCCCUGAGGGCAACAGAGUCCAAGCCAGGCAACUGUUAGAGCAGCAGCUGAAGGAAGCCAACCUCCGUGCCCGUGAGUUCCGACAGCAGCUCCGAGAGAAAGAACAAGAGGCCGAGGCCUACAGAGUCAAGCUGGAGAGCCUGGAACGGCAGCAGGUCAACGGGGACAGUUUCACUGUAGUGGAGGAGGGAGACACCAUUAUUGUAUCGGCAGAGGAGCUCGCAGGAGUGGAAGUCACAGAGGUAGAGACAGUGGAGCAGCAUUGUGACAUCCCAGCAGAGAGUGCCACUUAAGAGACAGAAUAUGUUCUAAAUGAGCAUUCUUCCAUAUUGGAACUGCUGCCUCGGAGACUGCACCUACUGACCUGCAAUGCCUUAGCCAUACAGCCGGCGUUAGCGACCCCGGAAUCCACCCAGGCUUCUGCUUUUAUACGGAAGGAUCUGGCUGCCCAGGGAGUCUCUUCUAUUGGCUUAUAUUGUCUCCUGUGCUAUUGCUUAGCCUCUGGCAGCCAAUGGGCUUCAUGUGUAUAUUUAUAUAUAUAUAUCUAUAUCUCAAUAUAAUGACAUUUCCUAAUGGUUUUAAUGGAAGGGCGCAGGCUCCUAUGCUAUGAAUUUUCCGUCUGCAGAAAGAAGCAGUCUCGGUGCUGUUCCCAUGGUGACAGUUGCAAGUGCCUUUGUGUGUGUGUUUGCCCCCCUGUGCUUGCUGCCUUAUUAACUCAGCCCCCAGUCCUGGCGUGGGAAGUGGGGAGCAGUCCCCCCACCUUCCUGUUCCCCAGCAUGAUUUGCACAUAGGAUUCGGCUGACAGAAGCCAGAACAGAUCAAUGUGUAUAUUAUUGUUCACUUACACGGCACAGCAGCUAGUAGCCCCCACUGUAGGGCUCACAAUGGGUUUAAAUACGAUUUGUAUUGGGACAAGCACCCCCAGCCAUUAAGGUGGGUUAUCGUACAGGGAGAGGAGCUUAGCUCCCAGCUGAUUGGCUGCUUUCUGAUAGAUUCUGUAACGGCUGUUUUACCCCCUAGUGGCAGCUUCCUGCUCAGGCAGGAAUGGGUAGAAGUAGCACAGGGGUGGGCAAACUUUUAGGUUCGGGCCGUAAUUUGCCCACCCCUGGGUUACUAUAUCUUAAAGGGCAUAUAAUUUCCAUGGAGUGCUCUUUCACAUAGUUUCAUGCAGUUUAUAUUCAUUUUCAGUUUCUAGCAGUUUUAGGCUAUGUACAACUACUCUCACUCGUAGUUGCCCUGCUGGUUAAGUCACCAAACAGACUCCGCUCUGAAUGGUUCUUUCAAUGGGGGUUGUGUAAUUGAAGGCACUAAGCUUGCCCAGGAGCAGGAACCCAUAGCAACCAAUCAGCAGAUAGAAUUCACUGGUCACCUGUUUAAAAGUAGACUCCCUGAUUGGUUGCUUUGAGUUACUGCUACUGAGCAAACUGAGAGCUGGAGGGAAGGAGCUCAACUACCCCAGUAAUGAAAUAUUCCACCCUGUCCGCAUGGGUGGGUCACCCUACAGCCCCAUUACUAUCAGUUUGAAACUGUUAAUAUCUCAGCAACCACUGACAAUGAAUGCAGUGCAGUCCGUUGGGACCUGGAGCUGAGAUCCUGGGCCAUGAUCCGCCAAUAAGCAUGUCAUGGUGUAUGAGUCCUGCAGUUGUACUGGUCAACACACACACACACAGUAAUACCCUAUAUGUAUAUCAUUCAGUAAUGCAGCCUUCCAGGUCUUGUCUUACUACAACUCCCAGAACUGUCUGCUGCUUGGGGAUUCUGGGAGUUGUAGUUUAGCAACAUCUGGAGGGCUGCACUUUUUUUCCCCCCAGAUGUUCUUUGUUACAGUAUGUAGUUUCAAUGCGUCCUUAUUAUAAAGUCUGCUUUCCCACUAGGUGCCUUAAUGGUGUCGGAGAUCACGCCGCCUCGCUCCUACCCAUACACAGGCCAAUUUCAGCUGCCGAUAUUGGUCCUUUAGACCGAUUGGGCAGCUUAUCUGUGUAUGGGCACCACCAACGGGCCUCCCCGACCAAUAUCUGACUCGCAUUGGCUCGUUGCUGUGGUCCCUGAGCCAACCUAUGCCUGCUGUUUGAAUUCACUCGUUUGGUCCUGGGGCCAAACGAUCGAAUUAGCCCGAUAGGUGGGUAUACAGUGCAUCCAGCGGCUGAAGUGCCCCUGCCAAUAGGAAAUAGACCUAGUGAUUAAGUGUAGUUACUUAACAGCCAAUAAGAUCUCUGCAUUCAUUUUCUUAUUUGAGACAGAUAAAAGCCGUUUGCUUAUUGGUCGUUAAUGGAUUCCUGCACCAAUGACUUUUAUUAUUAACGCAGCCCCUGAUUUGCUUUGCUUGCAUGUCUGUUCAUUGCAUUUAAGCCUCACAGAUUCCCCCCCCCCCCCCUCCCCAAAAUAAAUGUGCAAGUUUGUUGUGGGAGGAGCUAAUAAAGAUGUUACAGAGGGGUAAUAGCUUUAUGUACAGGAUUAUUAUAAGUUAAGUUGAAGCCAAUGUUUUUCCUAUGGGAAACCAUUCUAGUUUAAGCCGCAGAAAGUAUUUUUACGUUUUUAUUUUUUGUUUUUAAAUCCUGUUGCCCUAUGGUAUGCUACACGUUUUGUACUAAUUUUGUAAAGAGUUUUUAUAUUUCAUUAAAGACAUUUAUAUUUUGAUUUA
This is a messenger RNA of Xenopus tropicalis (tropical clawed frog), 3678 nucleotides long. RefSeq names its product GA binding protein transcription factor subunit beta 2 (gene gabpb2). Gene Ontology annotation, cellular component: nucleus. The record is from RefSeq and is a predicted model, not a curated record. Bases 152 to 1330 code for a protein of 392 amino acids. The transcript is spliced from 8 exons. NCBI's taxonomy places the organism in Eukaryota, Metazoa, Chordata, Amphibia, Anura, Pipidae.